UGAGAAAAAGAAAAAACAAACAAACCCAAUUGAGUCUUUUCCACUUAUUAAAUUGUUUGAAGAUUCAAUUUUUUAUUUUCCACUUUUGUAAUGCUGAAAACAGACAGAACAGAGACAGUUAUUAAGACAGGGAACAAACAGGGCCCAAAAGUAUAAUCAUUCUUGAUGUUAUUGUUAAUGUCCUAAUUUCCUGAAGACAAAAUCUAAAUAAAAAAAGGCCCAUGACUUUGAGCCCUUACAAUUUGGCAAUGUUCCUCCUAGCACACACGAAAGCCUCCUUCCAAAAACAAAAGUAAAACAAACAACAGACGAAGUCAUCGAUCACCAACAAAAAGAAAAAAAAAUUCCAAACAUACAGGAUACAUGCUAGUAGAAAAGCGAAACCCUAUUCCCAACUCUGAUGGAAAGGUGUGUUGGGAACUAGAGUUUUAGGUUUUGGGACUAUGGAGAAGGUGCUUAUAUGAUCCGGGUUUUGCUUAAAGUUCCAGAUUUCGCAAAGUUAAGCAACUCUGCAAGAUAGAGAACGAUGUUGUCUAAUCAAAAUUAUACUCGAAUAAAUACUUUGGAGCUUAAAGCUUUGCUUGUUAAAAAGAUUGGGCAUGAAAGAGCAGAUAAGUACUUUGAUCAGCUGACAAGGUUGUUUACUCUUAAAGUAGCCAAGUGUGAAUUUGAUAAGCUUUGUGUUAGAAUUAUUGGUCGGGAAAAUGUCCCUCUUCACAAUCGCCUCAUUAGAUCCAUUGUCAAGAAUGCCUGCCUUGCAAAUGUUCCCCCACCAAAGGGUAUUAAAAGAGUGGGAAGUAGUCUUAAUGUCAGAACUGCUAAUGGGUAUCAGAGAAAUUGUCUACAGUCACUUUAUGGCGAUGCCUUUCCUCCUUCCCCUAGGAAGGGCAGGUCUCCUGUUAAUCGAGAUCGCAAGUUUAGGGAUCGGCCAAGUCCUUUGGGGCCACUUGGGAAGCCUCAAAGUAUGGUGUGUGAAGAAUUGAAUUCCAGGGCUCAAGAGCAACAAAGUGCUACAGAAUUGCUUUCACUUGGCAGCAGACCUCCAGCUGAAGUUGCUUCUGUGGAAGAAGGGGAAGAGGUUGAGCAGGCGGCAGGGAGCCCAUGUGUUCAAAGUAGAAGCCCAGUUACUGCUCCUCUUGGUGUUUCCAUGAAUUUAGGUGGAGCUCGUAAGGCUAUUUCAAAUGUUUCUAUAUGUAGUAGUCACCUUAGAGAGACCUGUCUGAGUAGUGGCAUGCUGCCUGACACAAGAUCAUUAAGAAGCCGUUUGGAGCGGAAGUUGGAGAUGGAGGAUCUUAGUGUGUCAGUGGACUGUGUUAAUUUGUUGAACAAUGCACUGGACUCUUAUUUGAAGAAGCUGAUUGAGCCAUGUAUGGGCUUAGCUAGCUCAAGAUGUGGACGUGAUCAUCUAAGAAAGGAUAGCGAUCAGUUUGCACCUGGUUCCAAUGAGAUUUUACCUGGGAGAUACAUGCAAAGACCAACUGAAUCCGUUUAUGCAUCCAUGUUGGAUUUUCACGCUGCAAUGCAGGUGAAUCCCCAAAUACUUGGAGGUGAUUGGGCCACUUCACUUGAGAAAAUUUCAUUGGGUGCUUUUGAAGAGUGAUAAAUAUCUUUCUAGAAAUUGCUCGGAAUUCAGCAAUUGAUGAGAGAGCUUAUCAGUUUGUCCCCUGAUUAAUUUGAUGAUUCAGGUUUUUGAAUAUCAUUUACUCCAAUUUUGCCCUCCAGUUCUUAUAGAGCAUUUCAAGGACUGCCAAAGGGAAUAAGUUGUAGAAGCUGCAUAGAUUUUAGAUAAGAUUACAAGGUUGCCUUCAAAUGUCAGCAGAUGAUUGAUUGUUGAAGGGACACAUGUUUAUACAGUAAUAUGUAAAAUUAGGUAAAGGUUAGAGCUCACUAUUUUUAGAAGAUUACACCAUUCUUCCGUUAGGAUCCUUUUUUUCUUUUUCUUCUUUAUCUGGAAUGUACCGAGUAUAAAUGAAAUAAAACACCUUUGAUUUUAGAAUGAUGGUUA
Ricinus communis (castor bean) is the source of this 2005-nucleotide messenger RNA. RefSeq lists its product as uncharacterized. Gene Ontology annotation, biological process: regulation of transcription by RNA polymerase II. The record is from RefSeq and is a predicted model, not a curated record. Gene Ontology annotation, cellular component: SAGA complex. Lineage: Eukaryota; Viridiplantae; Streptophyta; Magnoliopsida; Malpighiales; Euphorbiaceae. Bases 527 to 1600 code for a protein of 357 amino acids. The transcript has 2 exons. Gene Ontology annotation, molecular function: transcription coactivator activity.